Knipowitschia caucasica is the source of this 375-nucleotide messenger RNA. Lineage: Eukaryota; Metazoa; Chordata; Actinopteri; Gobiiformes; Gobiidae. The record is from the annotation of a GenBank genome assembly.
AUGCUCAUGGUCCACAGAGCUGUUCAUGGUCCACAGAGCUGCUCAUGGUCCACGGAGAUGCUCAUGGUCCACGGAGCUGCUCAUGGGCCACAGCGCUGCUCAUGGUCCACAGAGCUGUUCAUGGUCCACGGAGCUGCUCAUGGUCCACGGAGUUGCUCAUGGUCCAUGGAGCUGCUCAUGGUCCACAAAGCUGCUCAUGGUCCACGGAGCCGCUCAUGGUCCACGGAGAUGCUCAUGGUCAACGGAGCCGCUCAUGGUCCGCAGAGCCGCUCAUGGUCCACGGAGAUGCUCAUGGUCCGCGGAGCCGCUCAUGGUCCACAGAGCUGUUCAUGGUCCGUGGCCUCACUCCCUCUGCUGCUUUUCAAAAACAGAUAA